Actinia tenebrosa (Australian red waratah sea anemone) is the source of this 5264-nucleotide messenger RNA. RefSeq lists its product as uncharacterized. Gene Ontology annotation, molecular function: peptidase inhibitor activity. NCBI's taxonomy places the organism in Eukaryota, Metazoa, Cnidaria, Anthozoa, Actiniaria, Actiniidae. Gene Ontology annotation, cellular component: extracellular region. The record is from RefSeq and is a predicted model, not a curated record.
CAGGGGCCCAUCACUCUAUAGUACUUUUCUACAGAAACCAAUCGCGUAGCCUCUAUUGUUACGGUAUUGUUACCAUUUCUCUUGUGCGUGAUCAAGCAAGAUAAUUCAUUCGUCCCCAAGGAUGCAGUCACGGUCCAUGACAUAAGCCUGAAUGUAAGCGCUGUUUAAGUCAACAGAUAGGUUAUCUGAGUUCUGCUUGUCGUGUGGUCCAGGAGAAAUGACAGUGAUUCUACUCGUGUUAUUUGCUUGUAAUGCKUUUUCUGGCUCGUUUGGCGAAGCAAGAGAACCACCAGCUUGUCCCACAUUAUCUGUUCACAAGAGAUGUCCAGUUGGUCUAGCCAAUCAGUGUGCAAAAGACUCGGAYUGUCCAACCUUUACGCGGUGUUGCUGGGAUGGAUGUAACAAAAGAUGUGUGGACACGACAAGCAAACUUGCAAUAAACUCACGUACCAAGUAUGGAGGUUGCCCAAGACACGACAUGCSGAACCCUUGCUCCGCUAAUUUUGACUUGUGCUUGGACGACUCGUACUGCCUUGGUGACGAGAAAUGCUGCAUGGAUGCCGACUGUGGAAAGAAAUGCAUGUUACCGAAGACACUUGCGGUAAUCAAAAAUGCUACACGAGCGUUUAAGUGCCCACGUGUCAAGUCUCACAAGGRCAAAUGUCCUAAGAAUCCAUCACAUAAAUGCGCAUUGGAUUCUGAAUGUCCAACUGACACAGCGUGCUGUUAUGAUGGAUGCAGAAGGCGAUGCACAGAUCAAAAUGGAGAAUUAGUACCGAACAGGAAAGGGUUGUCCUGUCCAUUGUUCACACCACCAGUUGGCUGCCCAGUWUCGUUUAAGGAAUGCAUCAAUGAUGAAGACUGCAGUUUCUCCAUGAAGUGUUGUUCUGAUACAUGUAACCACUGGUGUAUGCCAUCUCUGCCUCAUAGAGUGAAUAUACCCGAUAAAGUGGACCCUAUCCCCACCGACCCCAGUGAAAGGAAUCUCUACAAGCAAGGGAAGUGUCCAGUCAUGCCUAAACUAAAAUCCUGCGAGGGCCAGGUAUUUCAGUGCAACUAUGAUGUAGACUGCUGGGACAGCGAAAAGAAAUGCUGUGAUAAUGGAUGCGUUACAGCAUGUGUAGAUCCAGUUUUUACUACGACUGGUUUGAUCGCUACUCCAGCAUUAACAACYAGAAGAACAACAACUUUUAGAACAGGUCCAUUAGUGACAACGUCUACAGUUACCAUAAAUCCAAAAACAAAGUCAAGACCUACCACAACAGAUCCAUUAGUGACGACAUUUAGACUAACCACAAUGCGAAAGACCACACCAAGACCCUUCACAGCAGAAAUAAAAACCCCGAAAGUGACUAGAAAAACCACGCCUUAUGAUGCCUUCACAACAGAGAAAACUACACUGAAGACAUUACCCCCUACUACAACCACCACCUCUACUACUACUAUGCGAACUGGACGUCGUAAUACUGAGCCAAAAGUAGUCGUCACGCAGCCAAUAUUUACUGAAAUGAAGACCUCUCCACCAGUAAAAGAUGGUGUUACAAUCUAUCCGAAGACCGAUGAUGCAGUUGUUGGAAGCAGUGUCAAAGYUGUUUGUUACGUAAGAGGCGAGCCUUUUGAAGGGUGGUAUGAUCCCAAGGGCCUGAAGAUAACAAGUACUAAAGACAACAGUGACACGUACGUCUAUGGGCAUGGAAAUGACUACACUCUUGUUAUUGACAAAGUUGGAGAAGAGCAUGGUGGGAAAUACACUUGCCGGGGUGCUUUUGCUAAUGAUACCUAUUCAUUGACUAUUCCAUUGGCUGUUAGAGAGUCAGAAAUCAAAGUAUUCCUUCGCUCUGGGGCAACUGGGAUGAUUAAAGUCCCAAUUCAAGGUUUUCCACGACCGCAGAAAUACGAAUGGAUGAAGGCAUACGAACCUCUAGAUGUUAACGAUGGCCGAUAUUCCGUAACCCUUGGAGGAACGCUCAUUAUAAAGGAUGUCAAGAUGUCUGACAAGGGGAAAUAUUCUGUAUCUGCAACUAAUCUGUAURCGAAAGACAAUGGAAUAUUUACUUCAAUGGUUGCUCAUAGGGUCGAUGUCGAAGCUAYUCUUGAAGUUAUAGGAGGAAAAUGUCCAAUGCCAAAAAGGACGAGCUGCUUGUUUCAAGCAAAAGAUGAAUGUGUAACAGAUGAAGAAUGCGCGAGAUCGUCUAGUUGUUGUUCAGACGGAUGUAGAAAGACAUGCAUCCAAAUUAAUGGAAAAAAUAAAGAUGACGCCAAGCCAGGCUACUGUCCUAUUCUUCUCCCUCCUGAMAAGUGUCCAUCUUCCAUCAAGAAAUGUUCUCACGAUAACCAUUGCUAUGGAAACCAAAAAUGCUGUUCAGAUUCCUGUACUCUUAGAUGCACCGAUCCCAAUUUAAUAAGCCCCGAAUUUAUCCCAGGAGUACAGAUUUAUCCAUCAAGCAAGACCAUGUGUAACCCUAAUAAACCCAUUAGGUUCGUCUGUAGGAUUGACAAACAGCCAUUUGAAGGUUGGUUUGAUUCGUACAGCCGAAAGAUYCUACCUGAAACACAUGGCACGAAAAUGCAGGUGGAGGAUCAURGGAUAUAUCAAGUAUUGGUGAUACAUAACGUGACUGCAAAGGAUGGUGGGAGAUAUGUGUGCCAAGGUGCUUUGGACAAUGCUGCAGUUGAACUUAAUGUUAACCGUACAAUCGACAAAUACGACCAUCCAAUAAUACUCCAUCCCGGAAAAUCAGGGCUAAUCCUCCAGAAUGUCAAGUGCUAUCCUAUCCCAAAGUUUGUCUGGUAUAGAAGAGGAAGACCUAUUGACCUAUCGUCAUCUGAUCGCUACAGCGUAAGCCCAAGUGGGUCUUUAGCAAUACGGCGAGUCAGAUCAAUAGAUAUGGGUCUGUACACCUUGAAGAUUCUUCAAGGUGGUAAGGUUCUGGAUACGGGAGUAAGGGUGGCUGCAGCGAUCGAAGGAGUAGAUUUUACAGAAUGGCAAGAUUCAUUUGCACCGGGUGCUAGUGUACGAUGCCUCAAAGACACCAUGUACAUCGACCUAAAGAAAAAUGCCUUGAGUGGAUACAGUGAACUUGAUCUGACCCUCGCCAACAGUUCCUGUAGAGCAACUGCAAAUCAAACUCACUACACUUUAAAGGCACCACUAAUGGGGUGUGGAACAGUGACGAAAUUCACCGAUGAGGCUGUGGUUUACAGUAACGUAGUCAAAGAGUACCGUAGAAAAGGCAUGAUCACUCGUAUUCAAGACAUAAGRAUACCGUUUAGCUGUUUUUAUACCAAGGAGGGUGUGACGUCUACGUUUGGACUCCUGCCAACAAAGGUACGUAAAAUAUUAGAUGGUGGAAAUUCUACAACGAAAUUUGAACUUGGCAUGUCCCUGUAUCGUGACGAGUCAUUCUCGUUAGCAUACGGUAUUGGGGACUUCCCGUUAAAAGUGACCGUCAACAGACCUCUGUAUGUACAAGUAAGCAUUGAUUCUCCUGACAAACGUCUUUCGGUUAUGGCUGACCGUUGCUACGCGACACCAACACAGAACCCAGACCAUGUCAUGCAGUACGACAUCAUCAAUGAUGGAUGCGCAGUGGAUCCAACGGUGCAGUUCUAUAAAGGAAGCUACAACGUCCAACGAUACAGUUUUAAAGCAUUUCAAUUCAUUGCGCAAGGGCGACAGUUUGUCUACAUACACUGUCAUCUCAUCGUGUGCAACGCAUCGAACGCGGCUUCACGAUGUUYACAAGGAUGUUUGUCAAGUCUUGGAAGAUUGAGACGUAGCGUUAGUUCUACAACAGAGGUGGAUCUGACUCAAGGACCGAUURUUAUGGAAAACCGACCUAAUGCUUUAGGGCAAAAGUCAUUUGGUUCCUCUUUCCAAAAGUAUGUUUGGAUAAUGGUUGGCAUGGGAGGGUUUUGCAUCAUUUGUCUAAUCAUAAUGAUGUACAUGAAGAAACAGAUCAGUAAUCAUCGCAAGAUACCACAACCUGACCCUGACAGAGAAACGAAUGUUUGAUCCAACCAACAUGGUCAUUGACGUUUGCCUUGUUAGAUUAUAGCURUUGUGUAUUGCUUCCCCAAAGUAAAUCGCGCAUAUUGAUGGUUUUCAACCAUUCCCAAGWGAACUAAAUAACAAAAGACACGGCGGCCUUGUUGGAGGAUAUAACAAAAGAAUUCAUUGACAAUUCUUUUGUUAAGUUCCUCCAACAUGGCCGCCGUGAAAACCAUCAAUUAUAAAAAUGAACUAUGAUGACAGUAUACGACAGCGCUUUGCCAAACUCUACAGCUAAUCAAAAAAAUGUUAGUUAUGGUGUCGUUGAAUAUUGAAUGAUGUUUACCAAGCCGAAAGUGCACAGUUAUGGUUUACGAGAAUUAAUUCAACGAAUGGUCAAAAAAUAUGGAAUUUUCGCAAACUAUGUCGACCGUAMGUUUUUCCGUCGUAGUUUCUUCCUAGCUAACAAACACAUACUUUACACAUAUGAUCCGCCAUGCAUUAGAAACUUGGUACAUAAAAUGCAACAUACCCUUCACCAAUAUUUUUUGCAAUAGUUGUAUCAUUCCACAACUGCUUAAAUGACGACUGUAUGUUUUUUCAGCCUCCUUAUCAGGUUGUUUAAAAUGAAUAUAUUAUAACGGGUGUAGCCUAAAGACCAAUAUUGAAGCAGUUCUAAUACAGUGGUUGACCAUUUAUUCACCCUAUAACGUUUGCUUGAUAUUAUUUCAAAAAACAUCAAUGAAAAGAAACCAACAUGGCCUAUAUGUUGGUUGUCGUAUCAUUCUCUUAGAAAUGGUGGCAGCCCAUCUAUUGUGGCAAAAAUGAGGAACGCUGCGGCAAAAGACCUCUUCGGCUUGGGGUAAUGUUUUCCCAUUUCAGACCACGUGUCAUUCCCUUGAGAAUAAGAUUCUUUGUUUGAGCUGUAUCCAUAUUCAUGUGUCUUCUCAUGUUCAACCGAGCGCAAACCUUAAACAAAGAAAUUAUACUCUAGAGAAUGACACGUGGUCUGAAAUGGGAAAACAUUACGUCAGAGCCGAAGAGGCCUAUUAAAAUCUCUAUUCGACAUCACUAGUACCAUAUUCGGUGACCUGUAAUUUACAUUGUAUGGUGUGAAGGCUCCUUGGACAAAAAUCAUAGAUAUAAAGAUAUUGACCAAAAUAAACCAAAAUAACAUGCUACAAAAAAUCAAUUUUUCUGGGUUCGUUGAUCACAAAACGCGUUUUUGGAGUUGAAUGUGAUAAGAGACUAAUAAACAAGUCAUGGACGGUAA